This is a messenger RNA of Aspergillus puulaauensis, 1233 nucleotides long. RefSeq names its product phosphotransferase family protein. NCBI's taxonomy places the organism in Eukaryota, Fungi, Ascomycota, Eurotiomycetes, Eurotiales, Aspergillaceae. The record is from RefSeq and is a predicted model, not a curated record. The coding region runs from base 1 to 1233 and encodes 410 amino acids. The transcript has 3 exons.
AUGGCAGGACCCGUGCGACAACCAAUCGACACCAAAAACCUUGACAAGUACAUCCGGGAACAUGUCCCUGAGAUCGCGACCCCGCUGGACGUGAAGCAGUUCGGCUUCGGUCAAUCAAACCCUACAUACCUACUCACCUCCCACCCGCGUCCAGCAGAGUCAGGGUCAGGACAAGGGAAGCGCUACGUCCUGCGGAAGAAACCACCCGGCAAGCUUCUCUCCAAAACAGCACACCAGGUCGAGCGCGAGUACCGCAUCCUGCAUGCACUCCGAGAUACAGACGUCCCCGUUCCACGAGUGCACGUCCUCUGCGAAGACGAAGCCGUGAUCGGGACAGCGUUCUAUAUCAUGGAGUUCCUAGAUGGGCGCGUCUUUACGGAUCCUGGGAUGCCGGGCGUUAGUCCGGGGGAGAGGAAUGAGAUGUGGCGCUCCGCAAUCCACACCCUCUCAACCCUGCACAACAUCCCCUACACCUCUGCAUCCCUAAACCUCAGCUCCUUCGGCAAACACUCCGGCUUCUACAACCGCCAAAUUCGAACAUUCACCUCUUUAGCCCGCCACCAAGCCCUAACGAGGGAUGCGGAGACAGGAAUCCCCAUCGGACCACUCCCGCACCUCGACGAGCUGAGCUCUUUCUUCGCCAAUAAAAGCAGCAGCAGCAGCAACAGUACCACUACCAAGAAAGAUAGUAAAAGUAAAAAGUACAGCCAGCCAAAAGACAAAACAACACUCGUGCACGGGGACUUCAAAAUCGACAACCUGAUCUUCCACAAAACCCGCCCGCGCGUCAUCGGCGUCCUAGACUGGGAAAUGGCGACGCUGGGCCACCCGCUCUCAGACGUCGUGAGUCUCUUUGCGCCCUUUCUCCCGCAUACCUGGGGCGUUGAUGGGGCGGAGUCGAGUCUGAAUCUGGGAAGUCCGUCUUUACCACCACCGACCGACAACCCCGAAGAACAAAGACAGGGGCUGCCAACAUUAGAUGAAUGUAUAUCCCUGUACGCGGCAGGAUCCGGGUAUGAUGUGCGCCCCGAUUUAGCAUGGGGACGGGCGUUUGCCGGGUUUCGGGGGGCGGUUAUCAUGCAGGGUAUUGCGGCGCGGUAUGCGCUGAGACAGGCGAGUAGUGCGUCGGCCAGGGAGUUUGGGGCGAUGGCUUGGCCGACGGCGGAGAAUGUUUGGGGGCUUGUGAGGGAAAUGCAGGGGAUGGAAGCAGAUGCGAGGAAAGGGAAGUUGUGA